CUCUCCUCUAUCCGUCUGUAAGUCGCUAACUUUAAAUCUUCAUGGUUCUUUUUAGCUGUUUAGGACCACCUGCUGAUAAGCCCCGCCUCCUGUCAUGACCAUAUCCCACCUGUCUGUCAGUUGCUAUGAGGAAGUGAUCAGCUCACCCCUCCCUCCCCCUCCCCCGGCUCUCCUGUGUCCUUAAUGUUCUCUGCAGUGUCUCUAGGCUUCAGGUAGGAGAUCAGGUAGGUGUCAGGCUGAUGAUCAGGUAGAUGUCAGUUAGAUGGACACGGUGUUCAGGACGUGGGCACUCUGUUCUGUCCUUGGUCCGAUGGUCCAGCUGGUGAAUCGGGGGGAUGGAGAUUUCUCGGCUUAUUACGGGGGCAGAUUAGCUGUAAGGAGAUUAGCGCCGCAGGCUAACAGGAGCCUGAAAACUCUUUUUCUCCGCUUCAAUAUUUAGCUUGACUGCUCCUGAAGCGUGCUCCUGAAGAUGAGCGCAGGUCCGAGGGGACGACAGACCUGCAGACACCUGGCCCCGAAUCCAGAGAACCAGCACUCUCGUCCUCCUCAUGUCUCCGAGUUCAGCGAAAGAGAACCUGAAAUACCUCGCUAAGCUCCUUACGCGGCUCUGCAGGGAGCAGCCAGCGGCCGUCUCCCUCCUGCGUUCUCCUGCUCUGCUCUGAAGAGAAGCCCACCCUGAACCCUGACCUUUGACCUCUGAGCCCUCACACACCUGAACCAGUUACAGGUUUAUCCAAUCACGACUUUGAGAUGAGUGGAGCAGGAUGAUCGGACAUGAAGCACGAGUCGUCUUUGACAUUUGAUGGAGACGUGGAGUCGUAAACGUGGAGUCUGGAGGAUCACUGUGGACCCAGCAGCCUGAGUCCACUUUAAGGAGUUCAUUGGUGAUACUAUCUGAGCGUUGGACCACAUAGAGGGAGUGCUGAUGGUAAACGUCAUGUAGGAAGUACAGAGAAGAAGAGUUGCAGUGUUUUUGGUUCCAGAGGUCUUUCAUGAGGCCCCUGGUGGUGGCUCGUGGCUCUGCAGCUGAAGGCCCUCCAGUGUGCGCCAUGUUUUUAGCACUUUGGACGUGAGACACGGCUGAUGUGAUCCGGACGGGCAUGGCGGUGGGAAAGCUGACCUUCACGAAGGCCGAGCGGGAGAAGCUAGCCGAAGUCCUCUGGCUGCUCAACUGGGUCUCCGUCGUGACGGGGGCCAUCCUCUUAAGCCUCGGCCUGUUCCUCAAAGUAGAGAUUCAGAAAUGGCAGGAAGUGAUGUCAGAGAAUGGGAUCCACUACGUGCCAAACACUCUCAUCACCACAGGCCUGGCCGCCUGCUGCAUCAACUUCCUGGGCGGGAAGAUCUGCCUGGACUGCACCGACACCAACAAGUUCCUGCGCUGGAAGCUGGUGAUGAUGCCGUACGUCAUCUGCACCUUCUUCUUCACCUCCUGCGUCCUGAUGGGGGCGCUCAUGUGCUACAGCAUCCGCAGCCAGCUGGAGGAGUCUCUGUCGCUGGGUCUGAGGAACGCCAUGCGCUACUACAAGGACACGGACACUCCGGGCCGCUGCUACCUGAAGAAGACCGUAGACCUGUUGCAGAUCCAGUUUCAGUGCUGCGGGAACUCUGGAUACCGAGACUGGUUCCAGAUCCAGUGGAUCAGCACCCGCUACCUAGACAUGACCAGCAGCCUCGUGGUGGACCGUCUGCGGAGUAACGUGGAGGGUCGGUACCUGAUGGACGGCGUCCCCUUCAGCUGCUGCAGCACCCUGUCCCCGCGGCCGUGCAUCCAGCAGCACGUCAGCAACACCUCGGCCCACUUCAACUACGACCAGCAGAGCCAACAGCUCAACCUGUGGAGGAGGGGCUGCAGGCAGGCCCUGAUGGACCACUACACCGGGAUCAUGCAGUCCAUCGGCCUCACCGUGCUGCUCAUCUGGCUCUUUGAGCUGCUGAUUCUGACAGGGGUCCGGUACCUGCAGACGGCCAUGGAGAACGUGAUCCGGCUCGGGGAUCCAGACUUGGAGUCAGACGGUUGGAUCCUGGAGAACAGUCUGGCAGAGACGGCUCGCUCUAACUUCAACAUCAUUAAGAACCUGGGGAAGUGUUAUCAGGUCGACGACGACCCCAACAUCAACAUCCCGACCACCACCGCAGAGCAGGAGGUGCCAUCCCGCCGAGUCCAGAACCCUGUGACCAGCUAGGACUAGCUUGAAGAGUCAUAGACCCCUUGAAGGCCAGGACUGGCAGAACAAGGACUCUGGGGAGACUCUGUCGAUGCGACCUCCAGCUUUGCGAUGCUGAGAGUUCCUGAGGAGGAGGAGCUCCAUGGACGCUCCGACGCUCCAGAAUCAGGUUCUGCCCUCAGACCGAGCAGAGACAGAAAGUCCUCCAGGUUUAAAAACCGAGCUCAGAGGACCUGCUGCUCCGAAGGGUCUGAACUUCACUGAGUGUGGUGGGACAGGUACAGGUGUGCUGCGACACAUAAAGGGUUAGUCUCAGGUAGAAACAGUGUACCCACUGAAGACUGUCUAAAGCUCCGCCCCCUUGGAGUCAUGGUCACGUUCUUCCACGGCCUGGUGUGGUACCUAGUUUAAUAGAACAGGUGUUCAGACUGCGCUGUGAUUGGCUGGUCACAUCAAACACUUUACAAAAUAAAAGUCUUCAAUAUUAAA
This is a messenger RNA of Notolabrus celidotus (New Zealand spotty), 2654 nucleotides long. RefSeq names its product photoreceptor outer segment membrane glycoprotein 2-like. The record is from RefSeq and is a predicted model, not a curated record. Gene Ontology annotation, biological process: visual perception. Gene Ontology annotation, cellular component: membrane. Lineage: Eukaryota; Metazoa; Chordata; Actinopteri; Labriformes; Labridae. The transcript has 4 exons. Bases 1101 to 2183 code for a protein of 360 amino acids.